Molecule: messenger RNA, 523 nt
Organism: Paramecium primaurelia
Lineage: Eukaryota; Ciliophora; Oligohymenophorea; Peniculida; Parameciidae
Source: the annotation of a GenBank genome assembly
AAAAUGAAAUCCUGAGUCUUAUAAAUGUUAUGGAUUGCGAAUUUGCAAAUUAUAAACUCAUUCCUUCAUUAUAAAGUAAACUGCCUACAUAAUUAUUAGAUGAACAAGUGAAAAUCAAUGAUGGAGAGCAUCUUAAAUUUACAGAAUCUUAAAUAAAUUAAAAAGGAGAAUAAGCACUAAAAGUAGUAGAUUCAAAAUAUGAAAUAUUUGAUUUGAUUCUUCUAUCUGGGACACAAAUAUUAUCUGAUCUUGCUAUAUAGUAAUCUCUUUCACAUUCUUAUCUGCAUCCAAUUCCAGUUUAAGCAAACUAAUGAGAAGGGUCACAAGUACAAGUGUUGCCUGAUUAUAGAGUACCAAAAUAACAUGUUAGACAAUUAGUGGAACUUGAACACGUUUUACAAGUUGGUAAACAAUAUUUGACGUAAACAAAUAAAUUUCGUACCCCAAUAGUUUAUAUCUGGUUUACGUUGUUGAUUCCUAUUGAGAUGUUGAAAAUUUCUUGGUAUUGCACCUAAGAUGUACC